ACGAUGCCGCUGAAGCAACGGAACGCAGUGUUGGAGCUGCACUCUCCGACGGAAGACAAUCUGGUGUCGCCUAGCGUUGGUUCGGUCGCAACCGAUUUCGGUUCCAUCACGGAAGAUGGGCCGGGGACGAUGGCAUCGGCCAAUAAAGCGUCCUCGUCCGACCUGGACCACCAAGAUAAGGUGAAAAUGAAGCAAUCACUCGGGCUGCUGGAAGGUGUCGCCAUCAUUUUGGGCAUUAUCCUUGGCUCGGGUAUCUUCAUUUCACCGAAGGGUGUGCUGCAGGAGGUUGGGUCGGUCGGUACGUCUCUGGUGAUAUGGGUGUUGUGUGGCGUGUUGUCGAUGAUCGGUGCCCUCUGCUAUGCCGAGCUAGGGACGGCCAUUCCCAAAUCGGGUGGAGAUUACGCUUACAUCUACGAAGCUUACGGGCCACUUCCGGCGUUUCUGUACCUUUGGGACGCUACAGUGAUAUUUGUCCCAAGCACAAAUGCGAUCAUGGGGCUCACGUUUGCAAGCUACGUGUUCCAACCACUGUUCGCAGCCGGUUGCUCGGUUCCAACGAUAGGACUACAGUUGUUUGCUGCCGUCACAAUCUGCGCCCUUACCUACAUCAACGCCUACGACGUGCGGGUGACGACUAAGAUGCAAAACGUGUUCAUGUUCACCAAGAUCGGUGCACUGGUGCUGGUGAUAGUGGUUGGCGUCGUGUGGAUGGCGGUGGCCGACGGUGGUAUGGACAAUUUUGAGAACGCGUUCGACGGUACGGAAACCGAUCCGGGCAAAAUCUCGGUUGCCUUCUACUCCGGCAUCUUCUCCUACGCUGGCUGGAACUACCUCAACUUCAUGACCGAAGAAUUGCGUGAUCCGUACAAGAAUCUGCCCCGGGCGAUUUAUAUUUCCCUGCCCCUGGUGACCGCCAUCUAUGUGUUGGCAAAUAUGGCGUAUGUGGCCGUCCUGACGCCUCAAGCUAUUUUGGCUUCCGAUGCCAUUGCCGUGACGUUUGCCCAGCGUGCCAUGAGCUAUGGUGCGUUCGUGAUGCCUAUCCUGGUGGCGAUAGCCGCGUUCGGAGGGCUUUCGGUGCACAUUAUGACAUCGUCCCGCAUGUGCUUCGUGGGUGCUCGCAAUGGUCACAUGCCCGAAAUUCUGUCCCAUAUCAAUGUGAACCGCUUCACGCCAAUGCCGUCACUCGUGUUUCUGUGCGCACUAUCGCUAUUGUAUCUGUUUAUCAGCGACGUGUAUGUCCUUAUCACCUACAGCAGUAUCGUCGAAUCGUUCUUCAUCAUGCUGUCCGUCAGUGCGGUCCUAUACUUCCGCUACACCCGGCCGGACAUUCAUCGACCAAUACGGGUACCACUGUGGGUGCCGACGGUGUUUGUCAUUAUCUGCGCCUUUUUACUGAUCGUACCAUGCUAUGUGGCACCGUAUGAAGUUGGCAUGGGUGUAGCACUGACACUUGCCGGUAUUCCGGUGUACUACAUCGGUGUGGCUUGGAAGAAUAAGCCAAAAGCGUUCACCGACGCACUCGCGCGGGUAACGCAAUUUUGCCAGAAAAUGUUCAUGACUGCCAAGGAGGAGGCCGAUGUGGAUGAGUAGAUCAUACCAGAGCGGGACAACGGUCUCUAUUGAUGACAAUACUUCAGCAGGAUAUCGC
This is a messenger RNA of Anopheles maculipalpis, 1648 nucleotides long. RefSeq names its product Y+L amino acid transporter 2 (gene gb). The record is from RefSeq and is a predicted model, not a curated record. The transcript is spliced from 5 exons. Gene Ontology annotation, molecular function: L-amino acid transmembrane transporter activity. Gene Ontology annotation, biological process: amino acid transmembrane transport. The coding region runs from base 4 to 1590 and encodes 528 amino acids. Gene Ontology annotation, cellular component: membrane. NCBI's taxonomy places the organism in Eukaryota, Metazoa, Arthropoda, Insecta, Diptera, Culicidae.